UGUCGCUGAUCAGCGCCAGUUAUAGAGCGUAUACACCAAUAGAAAGUAAACAAGAGAAAUGGUGUCCUCAGUAGACCACAUUUUGCCACGGAAUAAGUGAGGCUUGAUUCUCUGUUUUGCGGCUUUGUGCUUACAUACUCGUAUGUCGAUCGAAAAUAGUAGGUGGCCUCGAAUUAGUCUGGAAUGAGAUUCAGGAAAGGUUCUUUAUCCCUCGCCAGCUAAAGGAAGUGCAUCUCUUUCGCUCACAAGGUCACAACGGCGAGCCGGCGAAUUGGCACCGACCUGCAGUCCAGCUGCAUAUGUUAUUGACGUAUAAGGGGGUCUGAAGCUCAGGAAAAGUAGAACAUCAAGGAAACAGAAGCGAGUUUGACCACUUCGUCCACUAGAACCUGAUAAAGCGAACAGUUUUAUGUCAAAUUUAAUACAAACAAGUCUAGAUGUACAAUUUUUAUAGGUACAACAGAUGAAAAACAGAAUGAUGUAAACAUGUCAAAUGGAUAAACAUGUUUGUCCUGCUUCCUUUACUGCAGGGACUGUGUAGGAUAAACAUUAAGAGCCCCAAAAAUGGAAGUUCACUACCUUUAUCUCUUAUCUCAUAAGUCAUGAAUCUAAUAGAUAGCUGACAUUCAUAUCAAAUUUGGAAUUAACAUCUGUUAAAACAACAGAUAUUGAACAGUGUUACACAACCUAAUCAGCCUGUCUCUACAGCCAUUACUAUUUAAUUGAUUUGGUGAGAGCUGCAGAGGGUACAGGAUUUGGAAACAACAAUGAAGCCCAGAAGUCGUCAAAUUAGAGUUAACAGUAAAAGAAGGAAGACUGAGAAUUCUGUACACAGAGACAGUAAUCGUAUCUCUGGAAGGAGAGUUUGUCCCACUAAGAGUAGAACAAGAAAAAUUAAAAAUUCCUUAUGCAGGAACAGUGAUAUUGCUGCUGAAAGAAGAAAAAUAUGCUCCAGUGCUUCAUACUUUGAAAAAAGACAACAGUCUGCUGCAUAUAAUUUUGAGCCCAGCAAUAACACUGGAGGUUCAUGUGUGUCUGCUAAUGUUGUGAAUAGACAUAGAAGUCAGGUCAGUUAUGCAGUCAAUGUGACAGUCAUCAAGAAAUCUGUAGGGGUGGAAAACCUUAGACAGUGUUGUGAAUGUGGGGGAGUGGCUAUGAGUGUGCGUACUCUGAAAAAGUAUCACUUGACAAUGAAGCCGCUAUGUUUAGUUUGUUGGAAGACAGAAUCUAAAUUAAGACUCAGAUCAUCCAUGAACAAAGAGUGUUUUGUCAGACUGACAGAUGUGAUGAAGACUGAGAACUUCCAGAAACUUAUCAGCCACAAUAAGGAAGUAUUUGAACACAGAGUCAAAAGGAAGCAUACAAAUGGCACUGAACUAUGUCCACCACAUAAGUUCAUGCAAAAAAAUGUUGGACAGCCUGAACCCUCAAGAAUUGUUGAGAGACCUAGAAGAGAGUUGAAAACUACCACACAGGAAUGUAAGAAGAGCAUUAGCUAUAUACAAGAAAAUCUGAUUGAUUCGAAGAAUUGUAUGAAGCAAGAUAUUAGAUUAUUACAGUUUAAUCCAGAGGUAAUUAGUUCAAGCAGGAAGUCACUGAACACUAGCAAAACAUUUGCCUAUGCACUGAGACAUGAUAGAAAGCGUAGCCCUGAAGUGCUGGCCUCAGUUUCUAAAACAAGACUGAAACAAACCACAAGAUCAGUGUCAAGUAAACUAAGCGUUACAUAUUUGAAACCAAAACCCAUUGUUCCAUAUACCUGCUCAGUAUGUUUGACCAAAUUUUCACAACUGAAGGAUGGUAAGAUUCAUGACCUAAAGCAUUCUGAUAGGUUUCCUGUACUUGUUUUGAAACGUUGCAAGAUGCCUUUUUCCCAAGUUUCAGCUGAAGCUAGUAAAGCUUGUGGAAGUGAAGCUCAUGAAACUGGCAGUACAGGUGUGAAUACUAGAAGCAAACAUGAUAAAGCUGUACAAGUCAAUUUUGCUAAUGAAAGUGAAGCUCAGCAAACUGGUAGUACAGGUGUGAAUACUAGAAGCAAACAUGAUAAAGCUGUACAAGUCACUUUUUCCGAUGAAAGAGAAAAUCACAGAAGUAGACAAAAUAUUAUAGAUAACAAAUGUGGCCAGGAAGCUGCUACUGCAGGUAUAAGUACUAAGAGAAAAUAUCAGGAAGCAUUACAAAUCAAUUUUCCUGCCAAAAAAUAUCAACAAGGGUUACAGAUAGUUAUACCUCACAAAAAUAAACACAAAGGUAUUAAUGGAGGUCCAGUCAUUGAAAGUGAAUGUGAAGAAGCUGUAGAAUCAGGAAUUAAUGAAAGAGGAGAUAAGGAUACAGAUGAAAGUGCCAAAGAUUUUAAUGGAGACGUAACAGUUGAAAGUUUAUUUCAUGUAAAAACGAGUAAAGUUAAUAAAGAUGAUGAAGUAACCAUUGAAGAAGGUAUUGGAGGUGAAUUUCAUGAAAGCAUACAAGAGAAAGAUGGAGGACAUUCGAGUGAAGUUCAUACAAAUGAAUUUCAGGAAGCUGUUGGAAGUGAAUUUCAUGCCAAUGUACAAGCUGAAGAAGAAGAAGAUCGCAGGAGAAAUUAUGGAAUUGAAGCUGAUAUGAAUGGUGGCAAGGAAGCUGUUAUUGAGGAUGUUCAGGCACAUGUUGCCAGAGAAGAUGAUCAGGGAGGAAGUUACACAGACAGGGCUGAAAUAAAUGAAAAUGUACAAACAGAUGUUGCUGAAGAUCACAAAAGGCAUUAUACAAAUGUGGCUGGCAUCAACAGUGACAAGGAAGACACUGAAAGAGAAUAUCAUGAAGGUGUACCAGCAGAUGUUUCUGAAGAUGAUCAGGGAGGAAGCUGUAAAAGUAGGGCAUGUAUAAAUGAAGGAAAGGUAGCUAUUGAAAAUAUACACCAUGAAGGUGUAGAAAUGGAUGUUGCUGAUGGUGAUGAUGAACAAAUAGAGAAUUAUUUAAGUGAAGGUGAUAAAAAUGAAGGUCUUGAAUCUGUUGAAAGUGAAUAUUAUAUACAUGUACAAGCAAAUGUUGCUGAAGUUCAUGCAAAUGAAUCUCAGGAAGCUGUUGGAAGUGAAUGUCAUGCAAAUGUACAGGCUGAAGAAGAAGAAGAAGAUCGCAGGAGAAAUUAUGGAAUUGAAGCUGAUAUGAAUGGUGGCAAGGAAGCUGUUGUUGAGGAUGUUCAGGCACAUGUUGCCAAAGAAGAUGAUCAGGGAGGAAGUUACACAGACAGGGCUGAAAUAAAUGAAAAUGUACAAACAGAUGUUGCUGAAGAUCACAAAAGGCAUUAUACAAAUGUGACUGGCAUAAACAGUGGCAAGGAAGACACUGAAAGAGAGUAUCAUGAAGGUGUACCAGCGGAUGUUUCUGAAGAUGAUCAGGGAGGAAGCUGUAAAAGUAGGGCAUGUAUAAAUGAAGGAAAGGUAGCUAUUGAAAAUACACAUCAUGAAGGCGUAGAAAUGGAUGUUGCUGAUGGCGAUGAUGAACAAAUAGAGAAUUAUUUAAGUGAAGGUGAUAAAAAUGAAGGUCUUGAAUCUGUUGAAAGUGAAUAUUAUAUACAUGUACAAGCAGAUGUUGCUGAAGAACAUCAGGUAAGAAAUUAUGUAGGUGAAGACAUUAUGAAUGAAGCCAAGGAAGUCGUUGAAAGUGAAUAUUAUAUACAUGUACAAGCAGAUGUUGCUGAAGAACAUCAGGUAAGAAAUUAUGUAGGUGAAGACAUUAUGAAUGAAGCCAAGGAAGUCGUUGAAAGUGAAUAUGAUAUACCAGCAUAUGCUACUGAAGAAGACAAGGAAGGAAAGUAUACAAACAAAGAUGAAAGAAAUGAAGUCCAGAAUUCUGUUGAAAGUGAAUUUUAUGAAGCUGUAUAUGUAGAAUUUGCUGAAGUAGUAGUUCAGGGAGGAAGUUGUACACCUGAAGCUGAUGUAAAUAUAUAGAUCAGGAAUCUGUGAAACUGAAUUUUAUGAAGAUGUACUCUGACAGAAAUGAAGAUCAAGAAGCUGCUAUGAGUGAGUUUCAUAAAGAUAUGCAAGUAGAUGGUGAAGGAUGUGGCAGAGGAAAUUAUACAGAUGAAGACCAGCAAUUUGUUAGUGGAGGUGAAGCUGUUGAAAGCGUAUUUCCCAAAACCAUACAACGAAGUGUUUCCUAUGAAGGAGAAUAUCAAAGAGAAAUGCAAACAUGUGAACUUAAUACAAAUGAAGUUUUGGCAUCUGUCAGCGGUGGUGGAACUGUAAAGAGUAAAUUUAAUAAAUCUGUAGAAACAAAUGUUAAGUUAUGGGGAAUAUUGACGGGUGAAGGUGAUGAAGAUUAAAAUCAGGGAGCCAUAAAUGAAAAUGUUGCUGUUGAAAUUAAUUUUAUGCAAGGCAGAUAGAAGGGAAGAUUAAGAAAAGAAUACCACUCAUAACUGAUAAGAAUAAAAACGUUAAGGGUGUUAAUGGUGGUGUAGCUGAUGGUAUGAGAGGUUAAUGUCAUGAAACUGUAGUAACAGUUGUUGAUGGUGAUAGACAAGGGUAAGGAGUUCACAAGAGAUGGCUCUGAAAUAUGUGACAUCAACUACCAGUAUGUGGAAGUUGUUAUUGAAAGUGAAUUUUAUGAAAAUGUAGAAUCACUUGUUGCUGAAGGAGACUGUCAGGGAAAGAGUACAAAUGAAGGUAAUGUAUAAAAAUGAACAUGAGGAAUGAAAUUUAAGAAACAAGUGACAUGAAUGGAGAUCAUACUUUUGUAACAGUAUCUGUAGAAUGUGUCAGUAAAAAAAUUGAAUCCCCAGUAUAAUAAUAGUUUUUCAGAAAUUAGCAAGUUCUUUAAUAUUGAUAAUUUUAGUAACAAGACACUUGAACGACAAUUUAGGGAUAUCAGUAAUUGUAAUGCUGCCAUUGAAACACUAAGCCCCCUGAUAUGUGAUAAAUGAGAGGGUAUUGUGAUAAUGUUUAAGACAGUGGAUUUCUAUUUUUCAGUUCCCCCAAUAGGCUUUGUAUGGUAACUCAGAAUGUGAUGAAUGUUUAAUGGCUAGUACUAGUCUUUCAGUGAUGCUUUUAUGAAACAGCUUCAGUUCCAGAAUGUGUGAUUGGCACAUGAGAUAAAAGUGGUAAAUAAGAAGCAUGGACCUCCAUAAAUCUUCCAGGUAGAGAAUAAGAUUGAGAAGGAAAUUGAAGCUAUUUAUGUUACAUUAGUGGUAAUAAAAUUUACAGUUGGGUUAUCCCCUUCCAGUCAAGAGUUACAUAGCAAUUAGUCAUAUUUCUUUGAUGCUGUUCAGGAUUUUUUUUGCUAUGUUAAAUGUAUUUAUAUGGUACUGUUACAAUUGGAUACUUUAGAAUUCUAGAAGACUUUGGUUUGUUAUAUGCUGUUUUACUAUGCAGUCUAAGAUGGCCUAAAAUGAAAAGAAUAUGGAAUUAAAUAGUAUGGAGGAGAGAAGGUGUUACCACGUCCAUUGCUUGCAAUGAAGUCUGCUUAAAAGAUUCUGCAUCAAUCCAAAUUAUAAAUUUGAAAUUCUGAACAUUGUAUCUGGUCCUUUCAUCAGUCAAGUCAAAUUUGUCUUCAUUAUAAACAUGGCUGAAUGUAUAAGAAGACUUCAUUGUGUAUAUUGUUUGUGUAAACUUUAGAUUUUGUGUUUAGCUCUUCCACGUUUUCUUUCAUAAUAUAUUCACAAAAUUGCAGGUCUCUAUGCAUAAUUUGCUACCAUCUUUUCUAAGUACAGAACAUCUCUUUUUUAAGCAUCCUCAUUCCACACUACUUGGUGUUUGAAGGUCCCUCUAAUAUCAUCUACAUUUAUUUAAGAAGAAAAAAUGACAUUUUAAUUUAAUAUAGUCACUAUGAUGUACAUAAUUUAUAACAUCUGAAGUCUUCAUAUCAAUGAACAUGAAGAAUUAACAAUCAAGUUCCUU
Molecule: messenger RNA, 5873 nt
Organism: Cryptotermes secundus
Lineage: Eukaryota; Metazoa; Arthropoda; Insecta; Blattodea; Kalotermitidae
Exons: 3
Coding region: 768-3929 (1053 amino acids)
Source: RefSeq, a predicted model, not a curated record